UGCAGAAGACACACAACUGACAGAUGCUCAAACGCUGUGGUGAAUAAGUUCAUUCAAACCUUUUCUCUUUCUGUGUCGUCUUUCUUCGCAGACAUGAGAGACAGAUUAACGCACCUACAUCAGGUGCAGAUUGACUCAGAGGGUUUCAGCUCAGUGGAGCUGGACAACCUGUCAGAGAAUGCAGCAGCAGCAGCAGCACAUUCUUACCAGGACAUAGAUGGUGUCCUGCAUGAAGCCCAGCAGAUACGUCUGCAGAUCCAGCAGAUCCAGAACGACAUCAGCGAUUUGAAAGAUGUGAACCACCAGGCCUUAAACAAGACCACACAUGGCAGUGCAACAAAGCGGGACUCCAAUGCGAUCGGGGUGGAUAUCAAAAGCAGGGCAGAAGACGUGCUGCACCGGCUGCACAAGUUGAACGCUCUCAGGGAAGACCUGGAGGCCCAGCGUGGCCUCUCUGACCCCACGGCACGUAUCGCUCGAACACAGUACCAGUGUCUGAGCAGAGCUCUGCAGGAGGUGAUGUCCUGCUACAAUGGCACAGAGAUGAACCACAAGGAGGCUUGCAAACGUCAGAUCCAGAGGCAGAUGGAGGUGGUGGGCAGGGAGGUGACCAGGGAGGAGCUGGAGGAGCUGGAGGAGAUGAUGGAGAGAGAGGAGCUGCAGGUGUUCAGCGACCAGAUGGUGGGCAAAACGGCACGCUCAGCUGCUCUGGAGAUCGAGAGCCGUCACAGGGAGCUGCUGGAGCUGCACAAGAGGAUUGACGGGAUCCACGAGCUCUUCCUGGAUGUUGCCAUGCUCGUAGAAGAGCAGGGCUCCACCAUCGACAACAUUCAGAAGAAUGUGGAAAAUUCACACGAGACCAUUCAGACUGGGAUGUUCCAACUGGAAAGAGCUACGACGUCGGACAAAAACAACCCCUUUAAGAAGAUGCUGUGUGGUUGUUUCCCGUGUUAUUACACCUGAGUCACAGCACCCGGGUCCAUGUGGUCAAGACUGCACCUAAAAAUAGAGGAUUAUAAUGAUGAUUGACAUUCAGACAAGGACAGUUUGUGUGUCUUCGAAAAUCCAUAUAUUACACUUCAAGGCACAGAUUAACAAACAGAUAUUAAUGAAAUACAGUAAGACAAAUAAAAUAACUAAGGUAAUCAAGCACUUUACAAAAGCAAAAUACAAUAAAAGAAAGGAAUCAUUUAAAACAUGUCAACAUCAUAUAUUAGAUGUUUUUGCAUAAAUGGAAGAUAAAAUAAUCACACUGAUGUUUUAUGAGUAAACAAUCACAGAACUGUUGUUUUCUUUACUCCAGAA
Molecule: messenger RNA, 1305 nt
Organism: Solea senegalensis (Senegalese sole)
Lineage: Eukaryota; Metazoa; Chordata; Actinopteri; Pleuronectiformes; Soleidae
Product: syntaxin-11-like
Exons: 2
Coding region: 94-963 (289 amino acids)
Biological process (GO): intracellular protein transport; exocytosis; synaptic vesicle fusion to presynaptic active zone membrane
Cellular component (GO): synaptic vesicle; plasma membrane; presynaptic active zone membrane
Molecular function (GO): SNAP receptor activity; SNARE binding
Source: RefSeq, a predicted model, not a curated record